This is a messenger RNA of Symbiodinium necroappetens, 3120 nucleotides long. NCBI's taxonomy places the organism in Eukaryota, Dinophyceae, Suessiales, Symbiodiniaceae. The record is from the annotation of a GenBank genome assembly.
AUGGCCGACUUCACAAUGUCGACGGCAUCGCAGACCCUCGACGCCGUUUACAACUCUUUGGCUCCCUUAUGGGUUGAGCUCUCCUUCUUGUUCUUCUUUUCCAUGGGUUUCUUCUACCUUCGCGCCGACACGUUCAAAAAGAGCAAAAAGGGCAAGAUGAAAGGUGGCCCGCCCACUUUUCGACCCUCCGCCCGAAGGACCAUGGAGACCGAAGCUGCAGCAGGCAAUGCCUCCAAGCUUCUGCAGGCCUGGCGCGAUGAGCAGGCACAGGCGCCCACGCCGAAAGACCUCCUGAAGCCUGUGGUGCAAGCCUUCGUGGAUGCAGAGCCGGAACAGCUCGUCGACGAACUCGUUGAGCACCUCCGCUUGCACAAGGAGGUUCUGGUGAACUCUUGGGCAGGGACCGUCAUCUUGGACACGGUGGCUCGUUCAGGAAACGUGGAAGUGAUGAUGGAUUUGUGGGACGUCUACCAAAAGAAGCUUUGCCUCGCUCGCAGCUGCUCCAUGUAUGAGGUGGUCUUGGGCGGCUUCGCCUCCGCCGGCCAUCCUGAUCGGGUCGAAGAGUUUGAGCACAUGAUGCGGAAGGAUCGGCUCAAGCUCUCGCCACGCGGGCACUCCUUGAUUAUCAAAGGCUUCUUGAAGAAUGGCUUGGUGGAUGAGGUUCUCAAGAGGAUUGUCUCCAUGACCAAAUCGGGUCAUGUUGUUCCAGCCUUUGCUGUGGCGCAGUUCCUUCGUGUGGCGGCUGAGGGUUCAAAGGCAGCAGCCAUGUAUCAGAAGCUUAUCGAACACGGCGUGGCACUGGGAACGGAGGCAGUUACAGUCAUUCUCGAAGAUUGUGUUCGCAAUCAUGAUGCCAAGCUUGCCAGAGAAGUGGAGAAGGCAGCGCGAGAGGCCAAGGUCUCCUUCGGAGUGCACGCAUAUGAUGCGCUGCUCAAGGUCUUUGCUGAGGACUGCGAUGUUCAUGCACUUGAGAUCUUCAAGGAAAUGCAAGCCGAAGGUCACACCAUCAGCGAAGGGCUGUGUGUGGGUCUCCUCGCCCGCUGUGCGGACGGCAAGUUCCUUAGCUUUGCGGAGGAGAUCGUCCGCUUCGUGCGAGCGGGCCCGGGGAUGAGCAUUGCGGUUUACAGUGGCUUGAUGAAGGUUUAUGCUUACUCCGGGAUGUACAGCAAGGCCUGUGACUUAUACGACCAGAUCCGCCAAGACGGCCUGGAGCCGGACACGAUGAUGUACGGCUGUCUCAUGAAGUUCUCCGUUGAGUGUGGUCGGACCCAGCUCUCCCAGGAGCUCUCCGAGAAGCUCUCCGUCCUGGACAUCCAGAACUACAUGUCGCUCAUCAAAGCCGCCGGCCGUGACCGUGAUGUGGACAGGGCCUUUUCCAUCAUCCAGCGCCUGCGCGAGAACAACGUGAAACCGGACGCCAUUGCCUUCAACUGUGUGCUCGAUGUCUGUGUCAAGGCUGGUGACCUGGUCCGGGCGCGAAAGCUUGUACAGGAGAUGAAGGAGCUGGAACUGCUUGACAUCAUCACAUACAACACCCUCUUGAAGGGCUAUUGCACGAAAAGCGAUCUCAAAGGUGCCAAGGAGCUCCUGUCGGAGAUGUCAGAAGCGGGAUUCCAGCCCAACGACGUCUCCUACAACUGCAUUUUGAACACGGCUGUGAACAAUGGUAGCUUCGAGGAGGCUUGGGACACCAUCGCAAAGAUGGAGCAAAUGAAUGUGCCUCCCGACCACUACACGGUGUCGAUUAUGCUCAAAGCGCUGAAGAGGGCAAAGGGACAGAAAGAUGUCAGCCGAUGCUUGAACUUCUUGGACCGCUCCCACAUCGAUCCCUGCUCUGAUGAAAUUUUGAUGAACACGGUUUUGGAGACAUACAUCCGGCACAAGGAGUUCAGGCGGCUAGAGACUCUCCUCCACAAAUUCGAGCAGUCCAACUUGCGGCCAUCGGUUCCCACCUACGGCUCCAUCAUCAAGGCCUACGCCAACCUCAAGUGCCCCGAGAAGUGUUGGCACUACUGGAAUGAGAUGCAGGGGCAGCGAGGGCUGGAGCCGAACGACAUCGUGUAUGGCUGCAUGCUUGAUGCCUUGGUCUGUAACGGACAAGUCGACGAAGCCGUUCAACUCUUCGAGAAGAGCAACUUGAAGCCGAAUGCCGUGCUCUGCUCCAUUCUUGUGAAAGGAUUCACAACCACUGGCCAGUCUAAGAGGGCCAUGGAUCUUUGGCACGACAUGCGGCGCAAAGGUGUGCGAAUGAACACGGCAGCCUGCAAUGCCUUCGUGGAUGCGCAAGCACGGAUUGGUAACAUGGAGGACGUGCUGGAGAUAGUUCAAGCUAUGGAUAAGGACAACUGCCAGCCCGAUGGCAUCACCCACUCGACCAUCGUUAAGGGAUACUCCGUGAGAGGUGAUCUGGACAAGGCCAUGGAAGUCUUGCGUGGCAUGCAGGAAAGUGGCGUCUACCAUGAUGCCAUCGUCUACAACACAAUCUUGGACGGUUGCACCAAGCACAAGCGAUCUGACUUGGUCGACCGGAUUCUCCAAAGCAUGGAGGAGCACAGGAUUGCCCCCACCAACUUCACUCUUGGCAUCCUGGUGAAGUUUUACAGCCGCCAGAAGCAGUUGGAGAAGGCCUUUCAGGCCAUGGCCUCCCUGCCGAAGCGGGGCAGUUUCGUACCAAACUGCCAAGUGUGGUCGUGUCUGAUGGGUGCCUGCUUGAUGAACGGAUCCCCGGCCAAGGCUUUACAAGUCUUCCGUGACAUGCGACAGGCAGGCCAGAGUGCCGACACCCGUGCCUGCACAUCUCUUGUGUCCGGCUUGGUCCGAAUGGGACAGAUGAGAGAGGCUGUCCAGGUGGUCGAGGAGGUUUAUGGCCUGAACGGUGGCAAAGGUAUGAAGAACCACGGUGUUUCCAUUGAGCAAGACUGUUUGGAGAGCUUGCUGGCCGCUUUGGUCCAGAAGGGCCUCCGCGAGGAGCUGGCUGCACCUUUGCUGGAGCGGCUCCGUGCCGCGAAGGUCCAGAUCACCGGCAAACUCAUGGCUGCCACCCUUGCAGAGGAGCGCUCCCCGGAGCGUGCCGAGCGUGCCGGCCGUCAGUUCAAAGGCCGUGAUGGUGGUCGCUUCUGA